CGUCAAACCAAUCCUAUUGUGGACCGAGGGCUGAUUUGGGCUGAUAAUCCAACAGUAUGAUACUAUCAUACGUGAGACUGUUCCCGACAAACCUACAUCCUCUCUCCACAACUAAUCACUUGCCCAUUCACCCGCUCGUUCGACUCAUCUCCCCUCUUUGUUGACCACAUAAUAUUAUCAUGUCAUACAUUCACACACAAGCACCCAGAUACUAAAUAUUUACAUGUCAUUCAACCUCGCAUCCUCAUCAGCCCCCCCCUCAUCGCAAACACACGCAUUGUCCUCCCCACAAGCAACUAACCAUAGCAUGGCUGCGACGCUCCCCCAAAUAAACUUUGGUUUCGAAGAGCUCAAAGACCGGAUGGCAAGGUUCACCGUGCGAUUCGACGACUUUAUCGAGAAGGGGCGCCGGAGGAUUCUCGAGGAGAAGAAUGAGUUUGCGAAGACGAUUGUUGAGGAUAAAGAUACUCAGAGGAUACUAAAGAAGGAGAUUGAGCAUUACAAGCAGAAGGAGAAGGAUGUCUCAGAGAAUGUGGCAAAGGAGCAACUGGAAGCCACCGAAGCAGAACACACGAUCGCAGAAAUGGACCGCAAGAAGCAGUCCAGGCUGGAGCACAAGGCUCACUUAGUCGCGCAGAUUGAAGCUACACAGGAAGCCAUCCGAAAAAAGCGAGAGAUUCGAGCUGAGGAGCGCAAAGCACUCUCCUUCCAAUCUUCGCGCAACGCCCCUGAACUCGCCUUCUGGGAGGACCAUCUUGGAAUGCGCAUCGAGGGCGCGGGCGUAACAGACCAUCUUAGGAUUGUGUACACCCACAUUGUUGAUUCAGAUUGGUCAAAGGAGUUUUCUUUCAUUAUUAAUAUGGUUACAAGAGAUUAUGAAGUCAUACAAUGCCGACCAAAGCUUGAUUCUGCGUUGGUGGGGAAGUGGGUUGAUCGGUUGAACGAGACUCGGGAUCUGACAUGCUUUCUGAAGGAGAUGAGGCAGUUGUUUAAGGAGUAUUCAUCUUCUAGAGGGGAGUAGUGGGAUUUGGCACUCGAGGGAGGAAUGGAGGAAGUCGGUUGGG
Molecule: messenger RNA, 1064 nt
Organism: Tuber melanosporum (Perigord truffle)
Lineage: Eukaryota; Fungi; Ascomycota; Pezizomycetes; Pezizales; Tuberaceae
Exons: 5
Coding region: 224-1021 (265 amino acids)
Biological process (GO): chromosome segregation
Cellular component (GO): Ndc80 complex
Source: RefSeq, a predicted model, not a curated record